Molecule: messenger RNA, 2250 nt
Organism: Henningerozyma blattae CBS 6284
Lineage: Eukaryota; Fungi; Ascomycota; Saccharomycetes; Saccharomycetales; Saccharomycetaceae
Gene: MED1
Product: Med1p
Exons: 1
Coding region: 1-2250 (749 amino acids)
Biological process (GO): regulation of transcription by RNA polymerase II
Cellular component (GO): mediator complex
Molecular function (GO): transcription coregulator activity
Source: RefSeq, a predicted model, not a curated record
AUGGCUGUUGAUUUGUACGUGGAAACGUUGAAGAAAAUGAUUGAAAAAUUCCAGGAAUAUAAACCUGGUUCAGUAACUUUAGAUAAUAUCACAAAGCUUUGUCAAACUUUGGGGUUGGAAUCAUUCAUUGACGAUAUUGGCAAUGGUGUAUCACGGUUGUCUACUGCUUCUAAGAUUAUUGUAAUAGAUAUCGAUUUUGAUAAAAUAGAAGGGAAAGUGAAAGAUGUGAAAUUAGUCCUUGCAUCGAAUUUUGAUAAUUUCAAUUACUAUAAUACAAAUAUUGAACAUAAGGCAAUGGAUAGUACUACAAAUAAUAAUUCUGCAAAUGAUAACGAUGAUGAUAAAAGUAAAAAUAUUUUGUUUAAUUCAUUGAGUGAAUAUUCUACAUUGCAUGAAUUUCAUCAUAAUCUACAAUAUUUGUAUUUGUUAGAUUCGUUUUCACAAAUUGAAGUUGAUCCUUUGAAUAGUUCAAGUGUCGGAACAGGUUCAAAUACUGCCGGAACAUCUACAAAUAACACGAAUGGUAAUAGCAAUGGUCAUAAUCAUAAUAACCAUGUUAAUAAUCAUAAUUCAAAUAAUUCAUCUAACAACACUAAUAAUGAUGGGAUCAGCUCUGUAGGAAAUAUGAGCUCAGGAGGAACUUCUAUGAUCUCUUCUCAAGGUAAAUUAGAUUUGUUUAAGUAUUAUACUGAAUUAUCUCAAUUCAUUGACGAAUAUUUCGUUGCAAAUAAUGCUCCAUUUUCUAUUGCUACCAAUUUAAAUAAUAUGUUUGGUAUUUAUAUCAGCAUUAGUGGAGAAUCGAAGCCUCUAGCAAGAAUAUAUUUGGAAAAAUCUAGGGAUCCACAACAAUAUUUUUAUGAAUAUACUUUUUCACAAUCAAGUAACUAUUGGAUUAAUGAGCAUUCAGAUUCAUAUACAAUGGGUAUUUCUUUAGUCUUGGAGAUUAUUGAUGAUUCUUCUUGCAUUUUCCCAUUAGAUUUAAUACCGCGAGAUUUGAUUAUCGAAUUGGGUGAUAAUUUAUCCAAUUCUCAUAACACUAGUAACACUAAUAGUCAUAGUAAUAACACUAACUCUAACUAUAUUCAGACAUCUAGUUCAACCACCAAUUCUUCCUCAUCUUCAUCUGGAUUUUCAAGAUCCUCUUCAAAUCAAAUAGAGUCAAAUUCUUUGUUUACAAAAAUGAAUUCGAUGACAAAUUUAAAUCAACAUGCACAUAAACUUUCAAAUUCAAAUUCAAAUUCAAAUUCAAAUUGUCCAACUGUUACUAGUUCAAAUUCUAAUACAAAUCAGAAUCAAUCCUCUAAAAACAACAGCAACAAUAUUAAUAGUUAUAAUAAAAAUGCUAAUACACAAGCAUUAUCUGUGCUGGAUAAUGGUUCUAUUAGAUCCGUAAUCAAUAUCCCUUCAUAUUCAAGAAAAUCCAAAUUUCAAAUCAUGAAUGAUUUUACAACAAAAAUGAUUAAUAUUAAAAAAUUUGAUAUUAGUAAUGAUAAUUUAUCCUUGAUUCUUGAAUUUUUAAGAUGGGUUAGAUGGUCAAAAAUAAUAUUAAAUCCAGUGAUAAAAUUAAUUAGCCAGUCAGAUGAUACUAAUAAUGUUACUACCUCUAAUGGUAAUCAAAAUAGCAGUGUCAAUGAAAUUUCUAGUGAGAACAACAAUAAUAAUAGCAAUAAUAAUAAUAACCCUUCUCAUUUCCCCUCACGUGAUAAUUUAGAACAAGCACAUGAAUUACCUAUAAAUUCUAAUCAGAUUCAUUCUUCACUGUCAAGUAAUGCUGGAGAAUUAUAUCCACACUCUAUGUCAGUAUCGAAUGGAAAACGUAGACGUUCAUCAAAUAAAAGCAAAAGACCAAGUUUAACUGAAGCAUCAAUUUUGAAAGAUGAAGGUUUCCAACAAUUCAAUUUACACGAAAUUAUGACAGAAUCUGUUAUUGAAGAAGAAAAUAUGGUUUUUGAUCAUAUGGAUAGCUUUUCGUCACCAAAAAUCUCUUCUUCAUUCAAUGAUGUUUCAACUUUUGUUGAUGAAGCGUUGGGAAAUAAUACUAAUGCGAUUGCCAAUAAUUCAGGUAAAAUAGAAUUUCCCAUCAAAACUAAUAAUAACUAUGCACCAGAAAAACUAUAUAAAACCGCUUCACCAAAAUAUUUAAUAAUAAGUGAGGAUUGCGUAGCAAUAGAUAAGGGAAUUAGUUGUAAUAUUUAUGAUGAUGUCGAAAAAUGGAAAAUAUUUAUUGAUACAUUUAUAUCUCAUUUCUAA